AUGGCUGCACAAGUCCGCAUUGUCCGCCACGCGGAAUCUGUCCACAACGUCUCUAAAGACUACACUCAACGUGACCCGAGCCUAACACCGCUCGGCCUUCAACAAGCUGCUCAGCUUAUUCACGAUUUUCCCUAUUCCUCCCGGGUCGCGGUAAUCAUCACCUCUCCGCUACAACGCGCUAUUGAAACCGUACUGGCUGCCUUUCCGCACGUACUGGAUAAACGCUAUUACGAUCCUCACUCGGGGCAAGGCAUUGAGAACGGCUCGUUGCUCAUUAUAGACCCAGAACUACAAGAACGGAGUGCCUUCCCGUGUGACACCGGUUCCUCUCGCAAAGUUCUGGAGGCGGCCUUCGGUGUAGAUUUCAGUGAUUUGGCGGAGGACUGGUAUAUAAAGGAGGGUCUGUACUCCCCAGAUGACGAUGCUGUGAAAGAGCGGGCAAAAUGCGUGAGGUCUCGUGUUGCUGAAGUAGUGGACAACUUGAAGGAUAUGGAAAAGAGACAAGUUGUGAUUGUGACACACGGUGUUUUCAUGAAAUACUUGGUCGAAGAUCCCGAAAUUGACCUGCCAAAAGCUGGGUGGAAAAGUUACACUGUUGGCAAGAAUAGCUCUGGCAUUAUCCUGCUUCCGGUUUAG
Penicillium canescens is the source of this 636-nucleotide messenger RNA. RefSeq names its product histidine phosphatase family protein. Gene Ontology annotation, molecular function: phosphatase activity. The transcript has a single exon. The record is from RefSeq and is a predicted model, not a curated record. Lineage: Eukaryota; Fungi; Ascomycota; Eurotiomycetes; Eurotiales; Aspergillaceae. Gene Ontology annotation, cellular component: cytoplasm. Bases 1 to 636 code for a protein of 211 amino acids.